AAUAUGCACCUACUUGAAUUGAAUUUAAUCACACAUACAGCAAGUACGUGUAACAGUAGUUGAACUGAGAGUCGUUGUGUUUCUCACAGAACCUCGAAUUUUCUACAUAAAGGAGCGGCUAUACUGAACUUACAUAGUUCAAUUUUCGUCAUCAUUACCAUUAUGAAAUCUUUGUCGGUUGUUUUGGUGUUCAUUAUUUCGUUGGCUUGUGCUAGAGCUGCUCCAGGUUACUCGCCAUCAAAAGAAACGUUUCAAAAAUGCAAAGCAGCCUAUACAUUUAAGCAAGAUCCUGAUUAUAAAAUUUGGACUUCCAUAUAUGGUGGUGUAGGCGUUCAACUCACCUACGAAGAAAAAUGUUUUCUGCACUGCAUUUUGCAGAAAGAUAACUACUUCGACGAUAACGGCAACCUACGCCACGGUUCAAAAUAUAUCAAAGACCUUCUUAACAGUUACCCAGAUAUCGCAAAAUACGUUGAUGUACUGAUGUCCCAAAUAUUCCAAAUCGCCAGAUCAGUCAAAAGUUUCAAUGACAAAUGCGAAAGAGCAUUCACAAUUUAUCACCAGAUCCAUCUGACUAUUAUAACGUUGCGAAUGGCUAGAAGCAUAGAAAACGUUACCCAUAUCAAAGAUAGAACUUUCAACACAGUAGAGAGCGGAAAUAGUGUCGGUCGAGAAACUUCUAAACAACUUAGACAGUACUUCGGAUUUUUUGAUGGUUUGAUCAAUAACGAAGCGACAUGGGAGACAAUGAAGGGCGAUACCUCCACCACACCAUUUUGCAAAGUGGCAAAAUCUAUGAAAAUCAUGCAACCAGGCGCCUUUGCGAUAUCACACAAACCCGAGACCAUAGAGUGUCCACCUUAAUGACCAAUUGCAAGUUGAUAUAGUUUUCACUUGGAUUCAAAAAACUUGUACAACUAGUUACCUAUUUUAUAUUUAUGUACAUGAAGUCUACAAACUACGAUUCGUAACUUUUCUUGGAGAUAAGAUUAUUCCCUCAUUCAUUUAGAAUUCUAAGCAAGUAAGCAUCGAGUAGGUAUUCAACCAUAACAGGUACCUAAGCAAAAAAACAUCAAUAAUUAAAAAACACUUUACUUGUC
Molecule: messenger RNA, 1100 nt
Organism: Planococcus citri (citrus mealybug)
Lineage: Eukaryota; Metazoa; Arthropoda; Insecta; Hemiptera; Pseudococcidae
Exons: 7
Coding region: 163-864 (233 amino acids)
Molecular function (GO): odorant binding
Source: RefSeq, a predicted model, not a curated record